GGGCCAAUCGGGAGCGGCGCGGGGAGAUGACGCGGCCACGGCGGCCUGUGAGGUGGCGGGGGAGACGCCGCGACGGGGAGGCCGGAGGGCGGCCGAGGCUGGCGGCGGGGGGCGUCGUCGCGCUGGCGCCGGGAGACUCGCCCGCCAUGCCCGUGCGGAGCGCCUGCUGCUGCCCGCCGCCCCCGCCGCUGCCGCCGCCCUUGCCCGGCGCCGCCACCGCCGCCCGCCUGGAGCCGCCGCCGCCCAUCAACACGGCCCAGCCGGGCGUCAGCACCAGCCGCCUCUACAGCGGCGCCAAGUUCCGCGGGCAGCAGCGCUCCAAGGGCAACGCCUACGAGGUCGAGGUCGUCGUCCAGCAUGUGGACAAGGAGAAUUCCUAUCUCUGCGGCUACUUGAAGAUUAAAGGCCUUACGGAGGAAUAUCCGACCCUCACAACUUUCUUUGAAGGGGAAAUAAUCAGUAAAAAGCACCCGUUCUUAACACGGAAGUGGGACGCGGACGAAGACGUUGACCGUAAGCAUUGGGGAAAGUUUCCUGCCUUUUACCAGUACGCAAAAACAUUUAACUCAGACGACUUUGAUUACGAGGCUCUAAAGAAUGACGACUUCGUCUUCAUGAGGUGGAAGGAACAGUUCUUGGUGCCUGAUCACACCAUUAAAGACAUCAGCGGGGCUUCUUUUGCCGGGUUUUAUUACAUCUGCUUCCAGAAAUCUGUGGCAUCUAUAGAGGGCUAUUAUUAUCACAGGAGCUCAGAAUGGUACCAAUCCCUAAAUCUGACCCACGUCCCCGAGUACAGCGCACCCAUUUACGAAUUCCGGUGACCGUGAUUACGACAAUAGCGAGAGGUGGGCAGAGGGGGUCCGGGAAAGAGAACGUCUCCGUGAAGACGACGGCUGCGUCCCUGUCGGAACUGGAGGCUCUAGGCUCUCGCCUUUGCCGGGAAACCAGAAUGCUGUAGGAAUGCAGGUGUUGGAGCCCAGCGCUUCUUCCAGCUGCGUGGGGAUAUAUGAAAACUUUAACCUCCUUUUAAAGCUCCCUUUUUUCAAUUAUCUUUUUCUGACUGCCCAGCGCAUCCCGUCUAUCACUGAGUACACUCCCCUCCUGCGUCUUUCUUUGGGUGGGAGGAGUUGGCUAGCCCUCACUGGAUUUCACUUUGAAUAGAGGAAAACGCCUCCCUGUCCAUUCAGAUUUUUUUCCAGCAGUCCCUUGCACGGGAUGGCUUUAAGAGUCGCCACCCGGAGAGUGUGCUGGCUUUCCGACUAGAAGCUGGCCCGACUUUCGGUUCUGAGCUUUAGCCGCUGCAAGGAAGCCAUUGGUCGAAGGAGCAGAGCCCGACAAACCGUCUGUUAACCGUGAGCCGGCAAGAUGGGGCCUCCCCGGGGAUGGGAGCCAAUUGCGGGGGCCCAAGCAGUUGUCUUCACCGCGUCAAAAGGGAAUUGCUUCAGCCGUUCUGUCAAAAUGCAAACGGAAUUCUGCUCGUGCAAAGACUGAGAGAUUAAAAGGAGGGACUUUAAAGACAAGUCAGAGAACACUUUUUUUUAAAUGGCCUGUUUUACCAGUAAUCCCCCAAGGAUGCUACACCAAGGGUUCGUCGUGACACUUUACUGGGUUUGCAGGGAGUGGGGGUGGGCGGGAGGCUGUGAAUGUCAGUGUGUGGAGGGGUGAUCUCUGUGUAACAACCCAGGAGCAUUUUGACUCCCGCCUGCCCCCGAGGCAAGCAUUUAACAGUGGCGUGCAAGUCGAACCAGCUGGCCCACGGCUCCGAUUCUUCAUGCUGCAUUUAAAUAUAUAUAUAUAUAUAUAUAUAUGUGGUAUUUGCUACAUUCUUCUCAGACAAAGAACCUUCCCAUAAAAAUCAAAUAAAAACUGCUCUGCUAGGACUUGGAUGUUCACUCACACAAGGCUGACGUGCCAAAUUUUGCACGCACGGGGAGCGUAAGAAAAAGUUGUCGUUUUUUUCUAAUUGGUUUGUUUGGACUUGGGGCUGACUUCUAUUUGAUUUUGUCUGUUAUUGUGGGGGUGGGGUGUGUGGAAAUGGACCGCGGUUCCCCUGAUUGGUCAAGCGGAGAAACCACAUGCAAUCCAUGGGCCUCUCUUUGCAAAAAUCUCCUCUCUUUGCAAAACUAGUUCUUUUCCCUUAACACAAAUUCAAAGGCAAAGCUUAAAUUGAGACCUGCUGGCUGAGAAGAACCGGCCGUCAAAGGUUGCGCUGUGGUUUGGCUACCACGCGUGUGGAGCCUGGCACUGGACGGUUCUUAUUCUACGUGGUUCAGAAGCGAGAUUCUGUCGUCCAGGAUGAAUGUUUGGGAGGUGCUACUGGGUAUGAGUGCAGUUUCUGACGAGCUAGUUCACAGAUGUUGUGGUCCAAAGAGAUACCUGAAAGCAGGUGGAGAAAGUCUGUUAACGUGUCCGAAAUCCAAAAGAUGGCCAAUUGGGGCGGGGGAGCACAGACUUUAUAACUUUGUGUCGCUCCUUUCUAUAGUGAAUUAUACAAAAUGAGGAAAGUGCGUAACUUGGACAGGUUUUAGCUGUCUAGCUUCACUGCAGGUGGAAUGAGAGAAUCCGUACAAGAUUGCCCCCCUCCGGUAGCUGAACCUUUGCAGGAUUUAAAAAAAAAUUAAUUACAACUUUCAAGCAAACUUUCAAUUAUUUGCUUUUUAAAGCAAAGUCUGUUACAAAUUUCUGCUUCCUUAUUCAAGCUUGCUGUGAGGGGUGGGCAAUAUAUUGUUCUCUGUGGGGCCGAAUUGCUAAUUCCUCAAUUAAUGGAAAUGUGAGGGUCUUGAAGGCAUCUUUAUUUUAAAUCAAGCGUUUGGAAUAAAACGCAAGGGACAGUCUCCAACACAGACCUGGCAAGAGAGCUUGAAUGCCACAGCGGAAGAAAGCCUGCAUUUCACUGCCCUGUGCCUGUCACCUUUUGUUUUGAAGAGGCAAGGAUGCAGGCUUCAGAACGCGCAGGGCAAGCAGCUCAGGUCUCAGGAGCGAAUCCUCAGCGGAUCCAUUGUGAAAUCUGCAAUCUUCCGAAAAGAUGGUCUGGAAUCCUUUGGGAUGUGGUCGUUAACUACGAUGCCUUCUCAAAACCAGAAAAGAGAGCGGGUAUGGCCUCUACAGAUCCCCUUUGGAGAAUUGAGUGUUCACGUUAACGUUAGAUCCAUUUCCCUGCCUUGCUGGGCGUCAUCUGCUAGCGGGCCACCCAGAAAAGCAAACAUGCAAAUGCACUAGGAGAUGUGUUUGCUGCCUUUCCAGGUUGGACCAGUAAGAAGCCAGGAGUCACGUACCUUUUGCAGAAGGCCUGAAAUACAUUAAUAAGCUAAGAGGCCAUGAUUUGCUGCCACAGGAGCAGAGCGUGACAGGCAGCCUUAUGCUUGCUUAUGAGUUGAGUCUAGUUUUUGCUUGGCAUACCUUGAGUGGAGUUCUUUCCUUGGUAUGACGCCCAUUGAAUGAAAAGCUAUUAUUGUGGGAGGGAGAAAAUACUAAUUCAGUGAUGCUUUUGGUCAUUUAAAUCUGCUCCAGAGCUGUGUGUGAGGGUCUUCUGUUUACCUGACCCCCACUCCCCAGUGGGAUUUUAUGUUUGCCUUCUAUCUCCUAUUUAUAGUGGACAAAGCACCCCAUCUUUAAAAAGAAAAAUAUGGGCUAAGAGUGUUACGAAUACAACUGUUAGUUCCAAAUAGGGGGGUGGGUUGUGUUUCCACAACCUCAGGUCCCUCCCCAGCUCUCUGCAAGUUCUGUUUAUUUACACAGCAGAUUGAAAAAGAAAAGAGAGAGAACUAAAAUGGGCGACAGAUUCCUUAAGACUUUUGGAAAGCAAUUUAAAGAUGUCUGCCCGGAAAGGAAACUUAAGAACCCCGUAGGUCUACCUGUAGGGCCCUGGAUCCUGGCCAGGGCCCAGAAAUGAGAGGCUAAUUCCUGUUGAACUGCAUUCUCCUUUCAAGCCAAGCAUGUUUCGUUCCCCAGAUCUUUCCAAUGCCGUGGGGGAAGCCCUCUGGCUGCGUCCCGCCCUUCCAAACAGUUUAGGGAAAGAAUUGUUGCUGACUUCCCGGGAUUUGUCUUUUGCAGUUCAGCCGGUUCUUCACGCUAUUUUAAAGAAAAUGUUGGCCUUUUGCAAGCAAAAUUAGUCAAGCCCCAGACCAUUUUCUGUUGCUGUGAUAUUUGCAGAGUUCUUAGGGUCAGACCCCAAUUCAGUGAUUCCACCCAAAGCCUCCUGGUUCUUUAAAAAUAAAUGUGUACAGCAGAGCAUUUUAAAAAAGGAAAUACGUUCCUUGGGUUUUUCAGAACAAGAGCCUUUUUCUUUAUGCCCUGCUUUUUGGUUCUCUUCCCCCCUCCCCCAUCCCUUCAAUUCACCCCUUUUUAUACAUUUUGCUAGAUGUCAAAAGGAAAGGACUAAAAAGUGAUUGCUUUAGUCUCGAGGUGGAUAUCACAAGCCGGGUCGCGUUACAGCCAGUGUUGCCUAUGACGUGGGGAAUAUUUGGACUCGGAAUGGGGUUGGGUUGGGGGGGGGUUUGAGGAGUUUUUAUAAAGCUAACUUGUAAAUCAGAGUAUCAAAGAAUAUUUAUAGACAAUGUGCUGAGAAGGUUCUGCGGGGUUUGCAGAGUUAUCGGUGUCCAAAUAAAAGAGAAAAAAAUGUCUUAA
Messenger RNA from Sphaerodactylus townsendi, 4626 nucleotides. RefSeq names its product GID complex subunit 4 homolog (gene GID4). The record is from RefSeq and is a predicted model, not a curated record. Gene Ontology annotation, cellular component: GID complex; extrinsic component of membrane. NCBI's taxonomy places the organism in Eukaryota, Metazoa, Chordata, Lepidosauria, Squamata, Sphaerodactylidae. Bases 27 to 821 code for a protein of 264 amino acids. The transcript is spliced from 6 exons. Gene Ontology annotation, biological process: protein targeting to vacuole; proteasome-mediated ubiquitin-dependent protein catabolic process; protein catabolic process in the vacuole.